AGUGUGUGUGUGUGAUGUCAGUGUUUUAUUACGUGUGAGUGUCAGUGUGUGAGAGUGUGUUCAUGAUGAAGCUCUCUCUGAUCCUCGCUCUGCUCUCAGUCUCUGGAGGAUCUGGCCUCAGAGUGACGAGUGUCUCAGGUCAGGACGUGAAUCUGACCUGUAAAUAUGACAUUAAGACAAACAAAGCCCGGCCGGUGUGUUGGGGUCGGGGGGACAUCCCGUCCUCCGGCUGCAACAACCAGUUAAUCGCUUCAGACGGAAGUCAGGUGACGUUUGGGGGCGGGGCUUCCAGCAGGUACCGGUUUAUGGGUCGCCUGCAGGACGGAGACGUUUCCCUGACCGUCCUCAACGUCUCAGAGACAGACGCAGGACGAUAUGGAUGCAGAGUGGAUAUCUACGGGUGGUUCAAUGACGAAGCACAUCACAUCGAUCUGAGCGUGGAGAGAGCUCCACAGACGACCACAUCCACACCUUUAAACACGACUACAGAGCAGACACACACACACACAGCAGCAGACCAGAUGAACUCCACUCAGAUCCUCCAGACCAGCAGCAGCCUCUCCCCCAAGAUGAGGGACAUCCUGAGGGAUGGUAGCAGUGUGUUUCUGCUGAGUGUUGUGUUCGGGGCGCUAGCUGUGCUAACGCUGGUCGCUGCAGUCGUUGUUCUCGCCAGCAGACGGAGGCGACUCAGCAAAAACUCGGAGCUUCAGUUCCUCGGCUCGGCGGCGUCGGAGAUGCAGAGUCGAGGCUCGGUCGUGGAAAACGUUUACCAGCUGGACGACAGCGGUGAGGGCGUUGAUGGCAGCGAGUACGAGAUUCUCCCCGGAAGCUCC
Trematomus bernacchii (emerald rockcod) is the source of this 833-nucleotide messenger RNA. Its product is annotated as T-cell immunoglobulin and mucin domain-containing protein 4-like. The record is from RefSeq and is a predicted model, not a curated record. Lineage: Eukaryota; Metazoa; Chordata; Actinopteri; Perciformes; Nototheniidae.